Molecule: messenger RNA, 781 nt
Organism: Hymenoscyphus albidus
Lineage: Eukaryota; Fungi; Ascomycota; Leotiomycetes; Helotiales; Helotiaceae
Source: the annotation of a GenBank genome assembly
AUGUAUAAAGACUCUCAUCCUUCUCGUAGGUUUUUCAUUGGGCAUUCACAACUCCUCCACAUCUAUUGAAUUCAUCCAUUCAAUCUACAAACACAUUUCUCUACCUAUUUUCAAAGUCAACAUGAAGAAUAUCUUUUCUUUCGCCCUCCUAGCUGCUGCCGUCUCAGCUUCUCCAUCGUCAAAGGAUGGCCCCUCAGGCAGUUGCAAGUCUACACAAAAUGCAAAUUUUGACGACUUGACUGGUGUUCCGGCAGUCCAAUACAACCAAAUACCAGUUCCAUAUAAAGGUCUCAAAUACCAAGGAUUCAACUUGCUUGUAGUCGUCAAAACUGGAGUCGCUCCCGGAGUCGUUCCUCGUUCCGGAAACAACUAUGGUGUGUCGAAUGCUGUCACGAGAACAACUGGAGGUUCCCCUAGGUGGACUGCCGACAAUCCAAACUCAGCUGUGAGACGAUUUACUCCCUUGAGCUUCUAUUACGGCUGCUCGAUCGAUCUUCAGAAUGGAGUUGCUGCUGCUCCAACUGCUUGCGACAUCACUAUCACUGGUUACAAAGAGGGUGAUAAACGAGUGGCUUCACAAACCUUCGCCUUCAGACCCGCCUCGGCCCUCAGUGUUGCGCAAAUGACGAAAGGAAAUUUUAUUGGAUCUUUCCAGGAGGUCCAAUAUGUUACUGUCAGUUACACUGUUGCUGCUGGAUCACCUCUCAAUGCCAGUCUGGUAUUGCUUAUGGACGACAUCCAGUACGCAACUUGCUCGUCUAUUGGAGGUAGAGAUAAUUAG